This is a messenger RNA of Juglans microcarpa x Juglans regia, 784 nucleotides long. RefSeq names its product DNA-directed RNA polymerases II and V subunit 8A-like. Gene Ontology annotation, biological process: DNA-templated transcription. The coding region runs from base 75 to 512 and encodes 145 amino acids. NCBI's taxonomy places the organism in Eukaryota, Viridiplantae, Streptophyta, Magnoliopsida, Fagales, Juglandaceae. Gene Ontology annotation, cellular component: RNA polymerase III complex; RNA polymerase II, core complex; RNA polymerase I complex. Gene Ontology annotation, molecular function: DNA-directed RNA polymerase activity. The transcript is spliced from 4 exons. The record is from RefSeq and is a predicted model, not a curated record.
UUUUUUUCUUUCUUUGUAUAUUUUGUAAUAGGUGUGAAUCUGGUGUUGACGGUCGAAGUUAAUUGCUAGUGAGAAUGGUUGAGUUUCUUUUUGAAGAUAUUUUUAGGGUUGAGCGUCUUAACCCAGAUGGUAAAAAGUUUGAUAAAGUUAUCCGGAUUGAAGCAAAAAGUGAGAAGUUCGACAUGUUCAUGCACCUAGAUGUGAUGGUUACAAAGGAGUUUAUACUGAAGGAAGGUGAUAAGUUUGCGAUGGUACUAGCUCCAACACUAAAUCUGGAUGGAACACCUGAUACUGGCUAUUAUACUCCGGGCAAUCGGCAGUCGCUUGCAGACAGAUUUGAUUAUGUAAUGUAUGGAAAGCUUUAUAGAAUUGCCGAUGGUUCAGGACGUGGAACAAAAGCGGAGAUGAACGUUUCAUUUGGUGGGCUUCUGAUGAUGCUGAAGGGAGAUCCAUCUCAUUGCAACAAGUUUGAACUUGAUCAGAGGCUAUAUAUCCUCAUGAGGAAGGUGUAAAGUUAAGCUAUUUGAUCAAAGUGUUACUUACUUUAUCUCUCUGUUAUGGAAGCUCUCUACUUUCCAAGCUCCUAAUCGGCUAUGUUAAUAUGCGAUGCCAUGACAGAUUCUCAGUUUAUAAUUGGCAAUGCUAAACUUAUGGUAAAAUGAACAGUUUUGUACCUGUACAUGUCUACAUGUGGUGCAAAUGAACUGGAGGCUUGGCCUCCAGUGGCUAAUGUGAAUGGCUUGAGAAAUAUGCAGUUCCAUUCCACCGAUGGGCAUUUUAUUUA